GAGAAGAACUAUGAAGGUCAUCGUUGAAGAAACCCAAUAUUUUUCGUAAAAACGGAUGUAGGAUUUCCGCUAAUUCCUCACUACAAAUCAUUCAUGGACUCAAAAGAAAGAUUUCAAUAGGUGAGGCAACUGACUUCAAACUUCAGAAUGUCGAACCCACAGAGGAGCAGGCCAAGCUCUACAAAACGAGACUCUACUGGAAGCGUCGGCCAAAAUCGUUUAAUAGACCUGGCCAACGUUCCUGCAUCCAGUCCAAACAGUACAAAUCCGGUUGAAGCCAGUGAAGGGCAAGUCAGUCGGAAUUCAUCCUUUUCAAAGGAGGCUAUCCAGGUGUUGCCAGACUCUCGGCCCUCCACACCUCAGUCUCAGACUCAUGAACCGCCAUCAUCGUCAAAUAGUGGGGGUAUUGAUAUACCCUUGGCAACUGGAAGAGAUGGCAGCCAAGCGGGCGGGGCAGGGGGCGGGAGCUCAUCGUCAGGAGGGGAGCAUCAGUCCCCUUCUCUCAUGUCUGUCCUCCAAUCCCCGUCUUCCCCGCCCAGUAUGUCCUACCUGAGCAGCUUGAGUCCUGGUCCUAGUCCAGCGGGACCUGGAUCUGGUGGUGCUGGACCAAGGGGAGGAUCAUCGUCAUCAUCAGACAUGAGUGGAGCUGUUUUUACGGGGAUUCUGCCUGGAUCUCCUCUUAAUGAUCAGUCCUUCGGGUCCUUACCAGGAUGCACAGUGCCUACAAGUUCUAUGCUUAAUGCCAGCGGGGAAGAUGGAAGUUCCAAGGAAGAUGAUUCUAUCAAGAGUGAACCGCCAAGAGGGGCAAGCUCUACCCCUGACCCGAUGCACCCGUCCCAGUCGGAGCCCAUGUUCCUCAAGCCUGGUGAAGCCCCCUAUUCAGACUACCAAACCCCUGCCGGCCGUGAAGACCGCUCGCCCAAGUCGGCCAAAAAGAAACCCAAAUCAUCUCCCUGGUACAGUGUGCUUGCCUCAACCUACAAGUCAAAGUGUGAGGAGUUCAGAAAGCUCUUCAAAACCAUUCCAAGCAAUGAAAGGCUGCUUAUGGAUUAUUCCUGUGCCCUUCAGAAGGAUAUUCUUGUCCAAGGGCGCAUGUUUAUCACAGAAGGCUGGUUGUGCUUCUAUGCUAACAUCUUCAAAUGGGAAACUGUGUUGACAAUACGUUUCAAGGAUGUAACGGCAAUCACGAAAGAGAGGACGAUACGAUUCAUUCCAAAUGCGAUACAAGUCAGUACAGACAGCGAGAAGUUUUUCUUCACCUCUUUCAUGUCGAGAGAGAAGUCGUUCCUGCUUUUAUUCAGAAUCUGGCAGAACGCUUUGUUGGAGCAGACGAUGCCCUCAUCCGAGUACUGGAGCUGGGUUCACAGUAACUAUGGGAGUGACCUCGGUAUCCAGGGGGAGGAGCUUCCGGCGGACUUCCUUGAAGCCGAGGGUCUGGAUAACCUGGACAAUGAGGAUAGUACGGAAGACAUCUCAGAGAGCUUAGGAUCGGAAGACCAGAGCUACGAUGAAGUCUUUCCGGGGUCAAAGGAUGAGUCCCAGACUGAUGAUGGGGAUGGUAUCACCAUGACGAUCCCAUCUCUGGACAAGAAGGCUGAGCCUGACGGUGCAUUAGAUGCCAGCGAAGACAUCGGAGAAUUUGUGGAUCCUUUAAGUUCACUGGACUUUGGAGGGAAGGAGAUUAUCAAUGAAACUUUCAACAUUCCUGUGGAUAGACUGUUUACCGCCCUCUACGGCAACCAGCAUCCAUUCUGCAAGAAAUUCUUGGAGUACAGGAAGUGUACAGACAUAGAGAUUGGAGACUGGGCGAGACACGACUCGGAUCGUGAUAAAAGAAAGCUCAGCUAUGUGCUCCAUCUCAACACUUCUCUUGGCUACAAAGCUUGUGGUGUGGAGGAGAAUCACAUGUUUCAAAAGAAUUGGAGUAAGACUGGGCAGAGCUACAUCGUAGAGAAAGAGGUGUACAACAAAAACGUGCCUUAUUGUGACUACUUCUACGUUCACACUUGCCAGGUUCUGACCAUGAUCUCCCCGACCAGCUCUCGAUUAAGAUUUAUCAUGAGGAUAGAGUUCCUGAAGUCAGCGCUAGGCUUGGUCAAGAACUUCAUUGAGAGAAACGUAGAGUCAGGUGUGAAACAAGGAGAAAGAGAACUAGUGAAGUUCAUUCGCGAUCAUCUGGAGAUAGCAGUACCUCCGAAGAAGAGAAAGGGAAAGAAGAGACGAUCACAGCAUCCAAACAGAGAGACAGAGGAGAAGAGAAGAACAGAAGUUCAACCACAAUCCAGUACUCAAACAGGGUUCCUAUCUAACCUCACUCCGGUAUGGUUCCAACCAAACUCAGAGACUAAACUCAGUCUACACAGCACCAUGGCUUUCAUAUCUAUCAUCUUGGCUGUAUUAUGUGUCUUCAAUGUAUCUUUGUUCCUCCAACUGAAGUCAUUGGAAGAGGGAACAUCGGGAAAGCAGGUCUGGUCCAGCGCGGAGUUUGUCCAAAAGCUUGGGGAGUUACCAAAGUCUGAAAAGGAUUGGACAGUGUUAUUACAACAGCAACAACAGAUGCAUGCCAAAGAGAUGCAGAAAUGGAGAGACAUUGUGGAUCUUUGUAUACAACUUAUAAAACAGAUGGAAACUACGUUAGGUGAAUUACACAGUGGAAUCUCUCCGUCUGAUGCCAUUCCAAACAUCAAGGAACUGCUUCACUCUUCAACGCUCGACAGCAAAGCUGAACAUCAAACGGCAGAUGGAGGAUAGUCAUUCCUAUCUUUUUGGAGAGAAUAAUAUUAUAUUCAUCAUGACCAACAUUCAUGAACUAUUUCACUGUAAAUUGAACAUUCAGCAGCAGAGAGGUGAUAUUAAUUUUAUAUUAAUAGGCAUUUCUAUAGCGCCGUCUAUCUAGAAAUUCUAUUCCGAGGCGCAUUAAUUAUUACCCCGGCUUUAGCCUAGCUGCCAUUA
Molecule: messenger RNA, 2952 nt
Organism: Strongylocentrotus purpuratus (purple sea urchin)
Lineage: Eukaryota; Metazoa; Echinodermata; Echinoidea; Camarodonta; Strongylocentrotidae
Product: protein Aster-B-like
Exons: 19
Coding region: 148-2751 (867 amino acids)
Biological process (GO): intracellular sterol transport
Cellular component (GO): endoplasmic reticulum membrane; endoplasmic reticulum-plasma membrane contact site; plasma membrane
Molecular function (GO): sterol binding; sterol transfer activity
Source: RefSeq, a predicted model, not a curated record